Molecule: messenger RNA, 2071 nt
Organism: Paramecium pentaurelia
Lineage: Eukaryota; Ciliophora; Oligohymenophorea; Peniculida; Parameciidae
Source: the annotation of a GenBank genome assembly
AUGUCAAUGAAAAAGUAAUUCACUGGUGGUAAAACAUCGAGAUCAAAUAGCAAACAAUCGACAAGCAAUCCAAUUUCAGUUAGAAAACGAUUUUCCUCCUUAUGUUCACCGUAAUUUAUGUGAUUUAAUUGGUGAAUAGGCCCAACAACUAGAACUAAACUCCUUGUGUGUUUUGUUAAAAGUUUAAAAACUGCAAAGAAGAAUCCUAUGCUCCACUUUUAAACAAAGCAUUAUUCGCUAAAUAUUCGUCAUCUUAAAACUAUUAUUAUUCAAAGGACAUCAACGAUAUAAUAGAAGAAGAGUCAACUCCUGCAGUUGUAUUUUAUAGAGAUUUAGAAAGUAUGAUAGAAGAAGAAGAGUAUUUGAAAAGGUAAGAAUGAUAUUAUAAGUUUAGAUCAUAUGUAAAAAAAGAGGCAAUAUAAAAAGUCAAGGCAUUAUAAGAAUACUAUAAGUAUCAUAAAGACAUUCCUCGUUUAUUUAUGCAAAAUGUUUACUUGACCAUAAAUAAGUUCCAUGAAAAAAAGAGGAGAUUAGAAUAUGCAAAUAUUAAAAGGAAGUUGAACAUUCCAGAUGAGGAUGUAGUAAUUCAAUCACUAAAUCUAGUAACCAUCCAAAAAGAAAGAGAAGAAGAAAUAAAAGCAUAGUGAUGAAGAUCUAACAAUAGGAUAAUUAAAAUAUCUAUUGAAAGAUUUAAAAUUAGAUACUAAUUCAUAUCUUUAAAAAAAAGUAGAUAUUUCUAGUAGUGUCUAAUUAAGAGAUUUCAUUUAGUAAGUAGGAUAAAAAUAUGAUUGUCUCGGAUAAAUAUCAGGAUUAUUAUCUAUUGAUUAAAGCAAUAGUUUUCUCUUAAGAUCUUAGGAUCUCUCAACAAUCACUAAAAAUCUAAAAUCUAACUAUAUGACUAAUCUUAAACCUAAAGUUAAUAAAAGUUCUUAAUUACAGAAUUUUGAUUCAAAAACUACAAAUCAAGUCAGUUAUUAAGGUAGUUUUGAUAAAAUCAAUAUUAAUCGUUUGCAAUUCAAUCAAGGUGAGGUUUCUUCUUUGAAAGCUGAAAAUUCUUUAAAGGCUGAGAAUUCUAUAAAGGCUGGGGAAUAAACUAAAAGAUCUAAUUAAGAAUAAUCUCCUUUAAGAAAUUCAUAAUAAUCAUAAUUAAUGUAAAAAGUCUACUCACAAAUUGAAGGAUUUGCUAAUUUUGUUUAAUAAUAGUAAACUAUGUAGAAACAAUAAAAAGUUAAUAACUGUUAAAACUCUAAUUCUCAAAGAAAAGUGAGUGCUAAUUUCAAUACAACAGAAUGUUAAUUCAGAUUACCAAGUAGAUAAAAUUCAAAAUAAAAGUAAUCAGCUGAUUUGUUAUCUUAUUAAGUGAAUUUCUUGUAAUUAUUAUUGAUAAUCCAUUAAUAGAAGAACCAGAGUUGCCUCUUAACUUUAAAAAUAUGAAGAUGAUAAUAAAAGUAUAUUUAAAAUUUAUAAUUAAUAGGUAAACAACCUUUGGCUACAGACAGAGUCUAGAGAUAGAGCGUAUAUAAUACUGGAGAAUAGACCUUAUAGAAAACAACAUCUAAAAAUAUGUAUCAUUUAAUAUAUCUCUUAAUAUAGAUAAAAAUUACCAUAAAAGUUUACUUAAUAUGCCUUAUCUACAUUAAAAGGAUUGUAAGUCAAAAAUUCUGAUUAAAAAAAGAAAUCCACUUUGAUUUCUAAUAAUAAUUUGUAGGCUCCUAUUCUUAAUGCCUAAUUAAUGCACUAUAGAACAAAAUCUCAAGAUGCUGUUGGAAACUAUAAGGGGUCUCCUCCAAAAUAACCAUAAAAACAUGAUAAUUCAAAGGAUCCAUUAAGAAUAACCAAUAAUAUUUGUGUAUAAGGUUCAACAAAAAAGGGAGGUGGUGUAUACAAUAUCAACUAAAACAAUAUAGUUAAUAUUUAUAUUGAGGAUCUGAAAUCAUCAACAAAGUUAAAAUAGGGAGGUUCAUAAACUGCUCGAAUCAAUAGUCCAUUAAAAAAUAAUCCUAAAGGGAUCUUCGAAGUCUAUCAUACACAAAGAUCCAAUUUGAGUCCUGUAAGUAAAAAAAUGGCUUGA